Messenger RNA from Gongylonema pulchrum, 276 nucleotides. Lineage: Eukaryota; Metazoa; Nematoda; Chromadorea; Rhabditida; Gongylonematidae. The record is from the annotation of a GenBank genome assembly.
AUGGCAAAUCGAAUUACGACGCCCACGAACGUGAAACUACUCACGAACGUGGCAGUGGUACGUAUGAAGAAGUGCGGCAAACGUUUCGAGAUCGCUUGCUACAAGAACAAAGUUGUCAACUGGAGGAACAAAACUGAGAAGGAUAUUGAUGAAGUGCUGCAAACGGACACUGUCUUCACGAACGUUUCGAAGGGACAGGUGGCGAAACGGGAGGAGUUGGUUGCAGCGUUUGGUACUGAAGACCAGCUGGAAAUUUGUAAAAUAGUAAGCAGUUGA